This is a messenger RNA of Alligator sinensis (Chinese alligator), 2518 nucleotides long. Its product is annotated as immunoglobulin superfamily member 1-like. The record is from RefSeq and is a predicted model, not a curated record. Lineage: Eukaryota; Metazoa; Chordata; Crocodylia; Alligatoridae.
AUGGCGCCUGCUCUCACAGUCCUCCUCCUGGGUUGCUGGCUGGCUCCUCAGAGCAGGGCAUGGGGAGAGUACCCCAAACCCCUCAUCUCUGUGAUCCCCAGUUCGGUGGUGGCACUUGGGGGGAUUAUCACUAUCCGCUGUGAGGGUUUGUACUCAGGCAAGUUGUAUGUGCACAAACCUGGAUGCACAGACCAGCUGCAGCAGGAGGUGUCUGGGGGAAAUGUAGCUAAAUUUCCCAUCACCAACAUGAACUGGGAAGAUGGAGGAAACUACACCUGCAACUAUCACCCUUUAACGGAUAGCAACAGCUUGUUGGAUCUCAGUGACCCUGUGGAGCUGGUGGUGAGAGCUCACUUCCUUCUCUGGGGCAUCACCCUCAGUGAAACUGGGGACCGGGGCAUUGGUAGUAGCACGGAGGGACUGCUCAGUGCAUCCAUCAUGGCACCUGCUCUCACAGUCCUCUUCCUGGGUUGCUGGCUGGCUCCUCAGAGUAGGGUGUGGGGAGCUCAUCGAGAAUACCCCAAGCCCCUCAUCUCUGUGAUCCCCAGCCAGGUGGUGGCACUUGGGGGGAAUAUCACCAUUCACUGUGAGGGUUUGUACCCAGGCAUGAAGUUCUAUCUGUACAAACCUAGAUACACAGACCAGCUGCAGCAGGAGGUGCCUGGGCGGAACGUGUCUGAGUUUCUCAUCACCAAUGUGAGUGGGGAAGAUGGAGGGAGCUACAGCUGCAGCUAUCACCCCAUAACAGAUGAGAACCGCUGGUCAGAUCUCAGUGACCCUGUGAAGCUGGUGGUUGGAGAGCCCAGCCACCCAAAACCCAGCAUCUCCCUGAGCCCCAGCAGCGAGGUGAGCCCAGGGAUACCUGUGACCAUCCAGUGUCGGGGUCCGCAACAAGGGAUGAGGUUUGCUCUGAUCAGAGUGGGAAGCAGUUUCCCACCCCAGGAUGCCAGCGGGUUUCAGGCUGAGUUUGUGAUCCCCAGUGUGAGCACUGAGCACAGCGGGAGCUACAGCUGCUGCUACCACAGCAAAUCUGACCCGUUCACUGUGUCUGAGUCCAGCGACCCUGUGGAGCUGGUGGUGAGAGACAUACCAGAACACUUAUGGAACCAGGCCACCCCCAUUGCCAUCGCUGUGGUGUGUGCCAUCCUCCUCCUCCCCCCCAUCCUCCUUCUCAUGGCCUUCCUCUGCUACAGAAGACUGCUAGAAGGGAAAGGUUGGGCACCAAUAUGGAGCAGGGAUUUGAGGGCUCCAGAGGCCCCAGAGCCUGUCUAUUCUUCUGUCACUGAAGGAAAUCAGGCAGAGACCCUGCUCCAGGACAAGCUCCGUGCUUAUGCUGAUGGCAUCACCUAUGCUGAACUGAACCAUGAAGGUCUGAACAGGAAGGGGAGGAACCCUGCCCCCACCCCUACUGAACCCAUCUUGUACACCAUGGUCAAGCUGACCCAGGGGUCCUUCAGUGGCAGCCCCUCCCCACCCCCACACUCCUAGCAUGGACCCAGAUGGAUUAUCCCAAGAGUGGAGGGGCAGGGAUGUAUCUGCCCAGCGAGGGGGUGACAGCCAUUAACUUGCAAUGGCAGCACCCUAGUGUGGACUCUGCUUCCAGGGAAGAUUUACUGGGAACCACCCAUCUGCCCUUCCCUCACUGUAUCCCCCAUGUCCUUGCCCCAACACAGGCUGGUGUUGGGGAGCCAAACAGGGGAUUCAGUGCAGGGGGAGAGGGGAUGCUCCCAGGCAGCUCUUUACAUUAACUGACAUCCUGCUUCAUCUCUAGAUUUGUUAUCAAUGCUGAACCCCAAGCUCUGACUGGUCCCUACCCCCAAGACAGGAAUGUGUGUUCACCAGGGCAAUGCAGGAUUACUUUGGGGUGGGGCAUAGGGGGCUGCCUAUACUGGGACACCUUACUCAGUGCUGAACUUCUGCUGUUGCAGUAAAUAGCUUCCCAGCAGAGUGGGAUGCACAGUAAUUAUAUGAAGAACUGGUGAUAGUAGAAGUCAUUUGAUGACAAGGAAAGUAGUAAAGCCACAGUGCUGCCCUAUCUGGACCCCAAUGCUUUGUUCUCAUCCAUGGGAUGUGGUGUCAGGAGGGAGGGGACUUCAACUGGGGUGUCAAUGAAAAGCAAGACCAUUUCUGAAGGAGAAGGAAAAAACUCCAGAAACAAAGAGGAAACAGUAAUCCCAGUGCUGUGGUCUGUCUCUGAGUAGAUGGGCAUUGGAGGGGAGGGGGUCUAUCUCUUCACCUGCCUCAGAUUAUAUUGGGAAAACUAGAACUUUGCACUGGGAAGUAGAACAAGAGCAGCUGCACUGCUGGAUGUAGCUAGCAAAGGUUUGCCAUAUGCUCCAGCAGCCUCUGGACAAACCAGCAGCCCCUUGGAGGACCCGGGUGACCUCCUAAAAGUUUCUGGAAGCAUUUUCAUCCAACUCAAAAUGUGUCCGUGGCAAGAGAUGUCUUUUUACUGAAGUCACCUCCAAAUAUUACAUCUAUUGUGCAAUUCCUUGGUUAACUGCAUAAUUAAUUUAGA